Trematomus bernacchii (emerald rockcod) is the source of this 678-nucleotide messenger RNA. RefSeq names its product deoxyribonuclease-1-like 1. The transcript has 6 exons. The coding region runs from base 16 to 678 and encodes 220 amino acids. Gene Ontology annotation, molecular function: DNA nuclease activity. Gene Ontology annotation, cellular component: nucleus. The record is from RefSeq and is a predicted model, not a curated record. Lineage: Eukaryota; Metazoa; Chordata; Actinopteri; Perciformes; Nototheniidae. Gene Ontology annotation, biological process: DNA catabolic process.
ACAAACAAAUGAUUGAUGAUUGUGAGAGAUGUUCAGUUCCAGUUGUUUCUGUUUUCUGGCAGAGAUAACAGAAGUAAUCCGUACGACAUGCUGUGCAGUGAACGUCUGGGACCAGAGGGUAGAAAGGAGAAGUUUGUCUACUUCUACAGAAAGAAAGAAGUGGAGAUAUUAGAGGCCUACCAGUGCAAAGGAAAUAAUGUUGACGGGCUCACCAGAGAGCCUCUCUUUGUCCUUCUCAAGUGUCCAAACACAGUUGUGCAGGAGCUGGUGUUGAUCCCGGUCCACACCAAACCAACGGACGCAGAGGCGGAGCUGAACGCUCUGCAUGAAGUGGUUAAAGAUGUGAGGGAAAGAUGUCACAAUGAUAACAUUAUGGUUUUGGGAGACUUUAAUGCCGCUGGAAAGUAUCUCUCCAAGAAGAAGAAGGAAACGCUCCUUAUCUCCUCGGCUCCUUAUUAUUGGCUGAUAGACGAUGAUGUCGACACCACGACUAGUAACAAUAACGACCACACCUACGACAGGAUCGUGGUUUACGGAGAGAGGAUGCUGAAGGCCAUCGUCCCCAACUCAGCCAAAGCCUACAACUUCAGGGAAGAGUUGAAGUUGACAGAAGAACAAACGCAGAGUGUCAGUGAUCACUACCCUGUGGAGGUGGAGCUGAAGCAGAAAGCUUGGUGA